GAUGGUGACAAUAGUGACCGUGAACUCGCUAAAUGUUGGGAGAUUGCUCGUAGAAGUGAACCCUCGAUCAACAUUCAGUACUCAAUAGUUUUAGGAAAAGGAACUAUAUAUGGUGGAACUACCAACGGUGAUGAAGAACAAACAAAACGAGUACGUUUUCAUGAGGAAAAGCCUCCACCAAAUAAGAGAUCAUCAAGAGAAAAGAAGAGGGAUACAUUGCCGGAUGGAACAAAAGUUGAGAAGGCGACUACUCUUAACCUGAAUUGGAUUCUUCCCUCUGGUAAAAAUGUUUGUGAUAUUGUUUCCAGGAAAAUAUCUGCAAAUGCGGAAGCAAUCAAAAAAAAGAAGAAGAUAUCAGCUUCAGAAAAAGCCACAUUACGUUAUGGAUCAUCACGAAUCAUCGAUUUAUCCACAAAUAUGACGAACUGGUUCUCCGUUAAUGAUAGGAAAUUCAUGAUGAAAGACCACAAGGCUAUAUUGCAAGUUCCUGUCAUGACGGAUGAGGAAAACUCAUUUGUAGUAGCAGUUGAGAAUAUAAUAUGUGAAGAAAAAAUAAAUGAGGCGUACGAUUUUUGUAUUAAGAAACACAUUAACUCCGAAAAGAACAGCUAUAUCUAUAAACUUAGCAAAAUAUAUAGUGACUUCAUUUAUAGAUGCAAAGACCAAACAGAUAUGCUGGGCAGUGGACACACAGAAAUUGAUGUAAUUCUGAAGACUUGUUCGUAUAUCAUUGAAGGGCUAAACCAGGGUCUUGUAAUACGUCAAAGAUGGGGCGAUUCCUUUUGUCCAUUAACCAAAAGUACAGAAUAUAACAAUGGUCGCAAAUGUGAUGUGCGUUUCCUCUCGGCAUUAGGAGUAGAUAUAGGAGAGUGGGAGUUCGCGUCAAAUUUCACAGCACAAAAAGCGAUUGGUGACCGUUGCCGAUCUGCACGGAUAAAUCAGUCUAUUUUAAACGGUUGCUGGCACAAGCGGUCAAAUGUUGGUCGAAGAUUUAGUUGA
This is a messenger RNA of Funneliformis geosporum, 999 nucleotides long. NCBI's taxonomy places the organism in Eukaryota, Fungi, Glomeromycota, Glomeromycetes, Glomerales, Glomeraceae. The record is from the annotation of a GenBank genome assembly.